AUGCGGCUGCUAUAUGACACAUCCAUCGGGUUUGCAUUGACUGGAGAUUUGAUUGGAGGAGAUAUCCCCGCUUAUGCGAUCCUUUCGCACACUUGGCAAGAGGGGGAGGUGACCUUUGCCGAUCUCGAAGAUUCACCUCAUGGGGGAAGAGCCAUGGCAGGGUAUCAGAAGCUUUAUUUCUGCGCUCAAAAAGCUGCGCUGGAUGGCCUGAAAUACUUCUGGGUGGACUGCUGCUGCAUCGACAAGUCUAAUUCGGUCGCACUUGAACAUGCUAUCAACUCUACGUUUUACUAUUAUCAGAAUGCAGCAAAAUGCUACGUCUAUCUAUCUGAUGUAUCUACGAAGGAGGGGAAAGAGAUCAGCGAAGACUCCGAUUGCAGGUGGCAGUCAGUCUUUUGGGAAAGCCGAUGGUUUACCCUGAGUUGGACCCUUCAGGAACUUCUUGCCUCGCGUUCAGCUGACUUCUUCUCCCGUGAAGGCGAAAAGCUUGGUGAUAAAAACAUACUUCGGCAAACUCUCCAUGAGAUAACUGGUAUUGCCACCCUAGCUCUUGAAGGAAAACCUUUGGCUGAUUUCAGUGUAAGAGAGCCGUUGUUGUGGGCAGCAAACCGCCGAUCAACACUGAAAGAAGGUCAGAUAUACUCUCUUCUAGGCAUCUUCGGCAUCAAGAUGACGAUGGUUCAUGGAGAAGGCGGCUGGAACGCAUGUCUUCGCUUUUGGGAUGAGAUAUUUAGGAGAAUCGAGGACUACACCAUUUUGCUUUGCACAAAGCCCUCGGAUACCAACAAUGAUCGACAGAGUGCAGUCUGGACCUACUAG
Bipolaris oryzae ATCC 44560 is the source of this 819-nucleotide messenger RNA. RefSeq lists its product as uncharacterized. The record is from RefSeq and is a predicted model, not a curated record. NCBI's taxonomy places the organism in Eukaryota, Fungi, Ascomycota, Dothideomycetes, Pleosporales, Pleosporaceae. The coding region runs from base 1 to 819 and encodes 272 amino acids. The transcript has a single exon.